Molecule: messenger RNA, 237 nt
Organism: Paramecium octaurelia
Lineage: Eukaryota; Ciliophora; Oligohymenophorea; Peniculida; Parameciidae
Source: the annotation of a GenBank genome assembly
AUGCUUAAAUUAAGAGUAAAAUAAAUUGAUUUUGUUCAAACUAUUCACAAAUAUUGGUAAUAGAUAGGAAAGGUUGAAUAAUAAAUGGAGUGGUAAUUAAAGAUAAAGUAGAUUAAUUUGGAAUAAGAUUAUGCUUUAUUAAUGAUAAUUAUUUUAAAUUCUCAGCUUUUUGUCAAGAAUAAAUCAAAUAUCAUAUAUAUGAAUUUGACAAGAAUUCGAAAUUCUAUAGGAAGAUGA